AUGUGGUCAUUCAAGAAACUCAUGGGCCUCAACACCGAGAAGGGCAUCUCCCUCCCCGUGGAGCAAACCAACCAGGGAAGCGCUGCUAAGCAAUCCCACAACAGCGGCGACUGCAUCCAGGGCCGAAGCGUCAUCUCGGCCGCUCCCUGCGAGGACGACGAAGACUCCAACUACUCCGUCGCCCAGAUGUUCGCGAGACGCGACGGGUACUCCAGGAUCCCCCUCGGAGACGACGACGCAGAGGACGAGGAGCAGAACUUCAAGCCGAAGGACAUCACCCCGGCCUUCAACGUGUUCCCCCUUUUCGGCGGCAACCGAAACCAGAUGGAGGGCUACGCAUCCGUGCCCCAGGUCUAUGACGACCAGGCUGGGGAUGCCGUCAAGGCAAGGGCCGGCGAUGCUCCUUACGGCAUGGUCGACGAGGAGAGCGACAGCGAUGACGACCGGUCCUCGCAGGGUGACCACACCCAGGACAACCGAGAAAUCGGCAGCACCUGGGGGGAGAGCACCGCCUAUUCCUACUCUCACUAA
This is a messenger RNA of Clonostachys byssicola, 531 nucleotides long. NCBI's taxonomy places the organism in Eukaryota, Fungi, Ascomycota, Sordariomycetes, Hypocreales, Bionectriaceae. The record is from the annotation of a GenBank genome assembly.